GGUUUGUUUGAAGAUCGAUCCUUCCAUCCAUAGAAAGGGUAAUAGAUCAGCAAUUAGAUUUUCGUCAAGAAACGAGACAAUGAAGAGAAUAACUGCGAGCGAUGCCCAUGCUGGUGAAUCGUAUAUUGGCUUACAAACUAUGGAUGCGUUAAACUAUUUGAGAGCAGUGAGAGAAGCAUUUGACAGCAAAAGGGGAAAAUAUGAUCUGUUCUUAGAAAUCUUCAGAGAUUUCAAGGCUCAAAGGAUUAACGUUGGAGAUUUCUCAGCAAAGAUGAAGGAAGUAUUGGAGGGGCAUGAGUUUUUGAUUUUGGGAUUAAACACCUUCUUGCCCAAUGGAUAUAAGAUCCCUCCUUCUUUUGAACAACGUCUCAAUCGGCCUAAUAAGGUUGACAAAUCUGAGAUUCAUGUUCAAAAGAAGCCAAGGAAGAAGAAAACUAAAGGCGAUGGAAAAUCAUCAGUUCAAGAAAUCGAUCUCGGCAAAUGUGAACGUUAUGAUUUCAGCUACGUGCGUUUGCCUAAGCAUUAUCAGAGUCCUAUAGAUGGUCAUAUGAGAUCUGAGCUUGAUGCUUCAGUGUUAAACGAUCGCUACGUAUUGAAUCCUCAAGGCCCUCAGGAUUAUUCGAAAUCCAAGAGAAUGUUCAAUAAGUAUCAGCAAGCACUGUUCAAAUUUGAAGAUGAGCAGUUUGAAGUGGACAUGUUAUUAGAGUCUCUGUGGUCAGCCUCUGAACGUGUUAAGGAAGUGAAUAAGAACAUACUUGAGAAUAAGAUCAACGUGAAGGCGGGUCCAAUUUGUGUUGAAGAACACUUUAGGGUUUCACAUUUGAGGAUCAUGGAACGUAUAUUUGGUGAGCAUGGUCUUGACGCUAUAGAGGAAUUACGCAAGAAUCCAACUGUUGCUUUGCCAUUGAUGCAAAAGAAUCUUGAAGAACAACAUACGAAGUUGAAGCAAUGUCGUGAACGACUCAACAUGGCUUGGGCUCAAGAUUAUGCUGACAAUCAUGCCAAAUCACUUCUUUAA
Molecule: messenger RNA, 1018 nt
Organism: Prosopis cineraria
Lineage: Eukaryota; Viridiplantae; Streptophyta; Magnoliopsida; Fabales; Fabaceae
Product: paired amphipathic helix protein Sin3-like 2
Exons: 3
Coding region: 80-1018 (312 amino acids)
Biological process (GO): negative regulation of transcription by RNA polymerase II
Cellular component (GO): chromatin; histone deacetylase complex
Molecular function (GO): transcription corepressor activity
Source: RefSeq, a predicted model, not a curated record